Molecule: messenger RNA, 1836 nt
Organism: Sclerotinia trifoliorum
Lineage: Eukaryota; Fungi; Ascomycota; Leotiomycetes; Helotiales; Sclerotiniaceae
Source: the annotation of a GenBank genome assembly
UUCUCCCGCAUCCAAACAAUUUUUCAUCUGUACACCUGAUGCAAGACCUCUGCAAGGCACAGUCAAGCCUAUAGGCCUAUAUCUAGACCUCGUAUCCCGAGCAUGCAGAGUACUAUACUUGAUUCAGUAACUCUCCACGGUUAUGGUCCAACGCGAACUGCCAAGUAUUUACUUCCCUUGCUUUUCCUGUUGGUACACGGAAAAUCGAAAAAUUUCCUUUUCUUCUUUCCUCAAAUCUCAUCGCUGAUCUUUGUUUUCUGUUCUCUUUUAACAGUUGUCGCGUCCGCAAACUGUGUACAUUGUGAGAGAAGAGAAAUCGUGGAGAGAGCCUCGCCGUCGUUCGUUCUGUCAUCUCAUUCUCUGACAUUCUUUACAUUGUGAAGUUUUAUCUUGAGUUUGUACAUUUGUUAAUCUACCUAUCUACUUUACUUUCUGAUCGACCGUUCGUUGGUUCAUUCCUUUUUACAGCUCCUCUGAACCCAGCACAUACAUACGCAAACCAUUUAGCUUGUACAUCAUACAUUUGAUACACCUCUCAUCAACGACGACACAUCAUACAAUUAAUAUGCGCCAUCAACUUCUAUUCGCAAUUAUUGCCCCUGCAGUAUUGGCAGCACCAUCCAUAUUGGAAUCUCGUAGUGGUGACUGUCGACAAGGAUAUACCUUAUGUUCUCCCGCUGGCGCCACAAACGCUAAUACCCCACAAAUUGGUGAUUCGGAUUUCGUGAAUCUAUUCCAAGAUAUUGUUCUCUCAUCUUUGCCUGCGAACAAACGAUUAUUCCCUUCCUCUUCAGAAGCCACUUUCGAAAAACGCGAUUCGCCUUCACUAUGCUGCGUUUCUUCUUUAAAUUGUCUCACCAUGCACUCUCUGAGUAUUCCAUUCUGCUACGACCAAUUCACAACAAACUAUUAUCUCCCAGAUGAUAGUUAUGGAACUGUAGUAGGAGGUUCUUAUACUUCCCCAUCUGGCGCUACUGCAAAUUUGGAAAGUGGAGAUUAUACAGAUAAAAAUGGAACAACGGGAAAUAUCUAUCGCAGUGACGAAGCCGCCAAACCCAACACAGCAACUCUACCUAUGCCCACUCAAUUCACAGCCAGUGGGAUUGGAAGUGCUAUUCCUGCUUCUGCUUUAGGUGGAGUAACAAUUACUUAUACAACCACACUCCCAGCUAGCACCAUCCCAGCUACUACGAUUCCCGCAACCACCAUACCAGCCAGCGUUUCCUCUCAGACAAUCUCAGUAUCAAGAACAAUCACGACUUCGAUUGGAGGAAGCCAGGUUGUCAGUACAGAGACUGAGGUGGACACUACCCAGACGACGAUUCCGGGAACAACAAGAAGUGCUAGUACCAGGAGUGCAAGUACGGUUAGUGAGAGUGUGGCGACGAUUACGACGGUUGUAGCUAGUGAUAGUGCUUCUGCGUUGGGUAGUGCGGCGGGUGCGACCGCAAGUGCGAAGGGGAAGAGUGGAGGUGGGAAGGUGGAAGUGCAGGUGGGAUUUUCUGGGUUGUUGGGUAUGUUGGGGAUUAUGGUUUUGGUUUUGUAGGAUUGGAGGAAUCUGGCAAGGUUUGCGAAUUUGGAGGAGUUUGAUAAUAGGGAAUACUUCAAGGAAAGGAAGGGAUGGGUUUUGGUUUUGGUAUUAAUGAAUGGGCUUGAAUCGUUGGAUGGACUAUGGAUAGGGAUAGGGAUAUGAAAUGGAUAAGAAAUGGAGGAUAAUAUAUGCAUGCAUAUGAUCUGAUAUGAUUGAUACCUACCUCUAAUGUUAAUGACGAUUAUAGAUAUAAUCUAUAGGAUAGAAUAGAAUACGAUACAAUACGAGUUCAUUAGUGCAAGGUU